This is a messenger RNA of Heterobasidion irregulare TC 32-1, 609 nucleotides long. RefSeq lists its product as uncharacterized. Gene Ontology annotation, molecular function: intramolecular lyase activity. The transcript is spliced from 4 exons. NCBI's taxonomy places the organism in Eukaryota, Fungi, Basidiomycota, Agaricomycetes, Russulales, Bondarzewiaceae. The record is from RefSeq and is a predicted model, not a curated record. The annotation marks the transcript as partial.
GUCGAUCCAGACACAUCUAUUACCUUUCCUACCACAUUGAGGAUACCUUCGAAAGUCCCCAUGCCUACAUUCUCCCUGAUAGGGGUGGGUGUCCGUACAGUCUCCUUCUUGAAGAUCAAGGUCUACUCUGUCGGCUUCUACGCCGACCUGUCAAACCCAAAUUUGAAUAUACCCAAAUCCGCCACUCCACAAGAAAAAAUAGAGCACAUUAUCCAUAACACAGCGUGUGUUAUUCGUAUCAUCCCCACUCGCAACACGUCGUACACGCAUUUAAGAGAUGCAUUCAUCCGAUCACUCAAUGCUCGCCAACAACUUGCACACCAACGAGGCACCCUGUCCUCUGAGGAACAAUUGAGCGUCCAAUCACCUAUCGGCAAAUUGAAGACUAUCUUUCCAAAUGCCCCUCUUCUCAAGCACACGCCGUUAGAUCUCCUUCUAGCCCCUCCAGACCCUGCAGGGCAUCGUACACUUAUUGUUCGUGACCUCGGCGCUAUUCAAAAUGACUGGGUUGCGCAAGAAGUCAUGCUCGCUUACUUUGAAGGAGAUGGUAACAGCCCUGCUUUGAAGAAAUCUGUAGUGCAGAAAUUGGCGGAUUUUGGGACGGAUUAG